Hyalella azteca is the source of this 2561-nucleotide messenger RNA. RefSeq lists its product as uncharacterized. The transcript is spliced from 6 exons. The record is from RefSeq and is a predicted model, not a curated record. NCBI's taxonomy places the organism in Eukaryota, Metazoa, Arthropoda, Malacostraca, Amphipoda, Hyalellidae. The coding region runs from base 102 to 881 and encodes 259 amino acids.
CGGGAAGCCAAUUCUUUAUAACACAUGCCAGUUCUCACGCGGUAAUCACUGGACGAAGUGGUCCUUGACAAGCCCCUGAGGAGACACCUUCAAGUGCCCCGAUGGUGAAAAUAAAGCAAGUGUGCAGCCAAGCUUUGGUCAUUGCAGGCCGCGAAGUUAACAAGAUGGGAGCUUACGUGCACCUCUUCCUUUCAUUUCUUGCCGUGAUAUCUAACUACAACGCCCAAGCCUUCGCGCCAUCAGACAUCCCCGACCGGCGGUACCUGAAAGCCUACAUCAGCGAUGAUCCCGACGGCCCCUACCACGAGUUCCUGGACUACUCCCCCGACCUGAGGGACCAGGGCCUCGAUAACUCCAUUAAACGCGUCUGCUUGACUGGAUUUUGGUUGUUAUACUCAGAUUACAACUACAGUGAGGAGUCCAGUGAAAGAUUGGGACCGGUUCAUGUCAACGGUUGCGAAGCCUUGCCACCCUCAUUAUCAACGUCGUCUCUACGGUACGCGGGCAGCCCCUACCACCUGGACGACUCCUACUACAACCUCUACGAGGGCAUCAAAUACCGCGGGCAGGAAUUCAGGGGCAACACCAACGCCGACUCGUUGCUGGAAUUCGACUUGAGGAUGUCUUCUGUGAUCAUAUGUGGACAGUCGCCGUGGACUUUCUUCACGGGCCUGCAGUUCACCGGAGAGGCUGUGUGCUUGUAUCCUACCCAUAUUAAUACCGGCAACAACAUUUCCCUUCAUUGGAACUUUGCUCAGAACAUGUCGCAAUUGGGCCUGCCGGACAACUCGAUCAGGUCGGUGGCCAAGGGCUGCCUCACCGACAACGUCUACAGGGGCGACCGCCCCCACCAAGGGGGGCUUGGAGACGCAGUGGUAUAGGUCUAAUGACUUCUGGUUGUUUAGUACAGUUGUUUAUUCGUUCAAUGGUUUGAAGUUGAUACUUGAUAAUCACGCUCACAUAUUCUUCUUUUUGCAUGUGAUGCAACCACCGUGUGCAAUUACGUCGUGAAGGCAACACAGAUAUUUUCUAAAGUGAACAAACUACAUAGUAGCAACGACACAAAACAGUGCCAUGAAAUCUGUGAAAAUUAUUGGCAUUAUAUAAUUGGUAUUAAGUUACUAUUAUUUGGAAACACAUGAUGUAUCUAGGCAGGCAUAGUAUUUCCCAUAAUAAUUCUAAUAUUAAUUUCUAAUCACUAUACCAUUAAUUCGUUCAUGUCACAUAGUGAUAACUGUUGGGUUCCUUAUGUGACAUAUAAAUUUUAAUCUGUUCUUGUAUCUCAAUGUAUAUCGACUUUUUCUGUCAUCAUGAUUGAGAAAACAUAAUAAAUAAUAUGAAACAGAUUUUUGAUAGCUUCUCUGCAGAUCAAUUCCAAAGAAAUGUGAACCCAAAUCAUAAUUCUAAGCGUCUAGAACAGACAGCUGUGCCUAUACUUAUUAUCGGGCCCCGGUGUGUUGAGACGUAGCCGAAACAGACUUCCGAUUGAACAAAAUUUGCUAAUAUAAAUUGAAACGUCAAUAAAACCAGUAGAGUUAUUUUUCGCAUUACAUGCAUGGCUGUGUUUCAUAAUGCUGUCCCCGAGCGUUACGGUGCUAAAUGGACAGAAUAAUUGAGAGAAUUUGGGAGAAGUGGCAAAAAUCUACGAUUGUACUCAUCAUUCACAGUGGUGACACUCACUCAAUGUUACUCGACGUACGUGAAGAAAGUCAACGGCGACUAUCCAUUAAUGAUCACAGAGGACACUUGCAUGACCAAGUUGGCGACGGUUGCGGCUUUAAUGUUGCUUUUGAAUUCAUUGCCCGUCCACCACGUCUUCUCGGAUCUGACGUGGGAAUAAUUCUUUAAUAGCCAUCAGUUAAGCUGCUGGAUCACUACCUGUGUGUGGUAUCUCCGAUGUCAGAGCAAAAGUGCUUUUACACGGUGCGACUAGUCGCGUCGCUUAGUCGAGUCGACUACAGUUUAGCCGGCUGAGAGCCUAUACACGAGGAGUGUAUUUUCGGUCCAGUCCGCUAGCGCCAGUGCGACGUUGGAAGUCAAGUAAAGUGAGUGCAUGGUGGAAGCAAGCGAGUGUGCCACAGUUGUGCGCAUUACAGCGACAAAGAGAGAGAGAGACGCCGCAGUUAGACAAACUACGAAGGCCGAUGCGGUACUGGGCACACUCGAGUCGAGUCUCGACUGGCUCAAAACAACGUGUGAGGUGCUUUGGGCGCAAUGCACCAGCUGGUCGCCUCUGAAGACGUUAAUCAUCACACAUAUUUAUAGAGUCGACUCAACUAUUCGACGCAACUAGUCGCCUCAUGUAUAAGCACCUUAAUAGUGCUAAAAUUCAUACAUUGUUUUAUAGUGCGUAAUUGUCGAAUAAAAUUUUGGUUUUGUCGUGUUCAAGGAUUUAUUAUCUCUUCUGUUUAUAGGAUCACACAAUUAAUUUUGUGAAACUCCCAGCUCUAUCUCUCUCCUUACGCCUCCGAUUUGUUAUUGUUUCUAUCGUUUCAUGCGCUCGAUUUGAUUCGUGUAUUGUUUGCCGCUUAUGUUUAAAUAUAUCCACUAUAGCAAUGCCA